AUGCGGAUUGUAGCGAAGAAUAUUCCGGUAGUUCUUACGCAGGAGGAGGUGAAAAAGCACUUUUCCGAGAAGGGAGUUCCCACGGACGUCCGCCUUCUGAAGACGCUUCGGGGGGAGAGUCGGGGAGUGGCUUUUUUAGGGUAUAAAACCCCAGAGCAGGCAGAUGCCAGCAUCCUCCACUACAACAAGUCGUACUGCAGGGGAUUCCGGCUGCUCGUGGAGAGAGCAGAGACGCAGAAACUCCCGGAGGAAGCCCCAAAUAAGCGCAGGAAAGAGGAAAAUUCCCCCCUCUCCGACGGACUCAGCGUGAAGGAGAUGAAGGAGAUCCUGGAGCUCCUCAAAAGAAAGAAGGAGAACAUCUGGUACACAGAAGUAGAUGAAGACGCAGGAAAAGAUCCAAAAAAGGGCGAAGAGAAAGAGUCAAUUACGGACCUUAUCAGCAGCUACAAGAAAGAAGCGAGCAAAAGAGACGCAGAGAAGGUUUUGGAGACGGGAGAAGUUUUUAUCCACGGAAUCCCGUACGCAGCGACGGAGGAAGAGGUUGAAACUGCCUUUAGCGAGUUCGGGAUGGUCGCAGAGGUCUUUAUGAAGCACCGAGAGAGGGAAGACGCCUGGGGAGAUGGAGAUGCAGUGAACUCAGGCUAUGCUAUAGUUACUUUUGCCUUUCCGAAAGAUGCUUUUUCUUUAGUUGGAAAAACCGUUAUUUUUCAGGGUCGAAAUGUUAAGGUUCUCCCGAGCAAGGGAAAACCCUCGGAGGAAGUCACGGACAAGAACAAGAGCAACCUCUCACACGGGAAGUACAACCCCGUCUUUUUCAACUUCUCAGCCGUCCUGGGAGUAGCUGCAAAGGAGAAGAAAGUCUCGAAGCAGGAGAUCCUGAAGGACCGCGGAAUUGGAGUCGGAGGAAGAAUUGCCCUCCUGCAGAGUGAGCUCGUGGAGAGGACGAAGAUCUUCCUGAAGGACGAGGGAAUUGCCGUUGAGUGCAACUGCAAAAGGACAGCCUGUACAUGCACUUUCGUCUCUAAGAAGUCCCUUCUCGUGAAGAAUAUCCCGUACGGGACAAGAGAGGGAGAGAUCCGGGAAUUCUUCAAGAAGUACGUUAGAGCAGUCUUUUCCCCCUCGAAGACUCUCCUCGUCCUGGAGUACGGGAAUAAGUCUGACGCCUCUGCGGAGCUGAAGGCGAAUAACUUCGUGCGGAUUCGAGAUCAGCCGGUAUACGUGGAGUUCCUGAAGGUUUCCAGGGAGAGAUACGACAGGGAAGUUGCAGGUCUCCCCCACGUAGUGAAACCUGAAAAUUUAACGGUUUUAGGCGGGAAAGAGUCUAAGCCCUUCCUGAAGGUCAUUUUGAAGAAUGUCCCCUUCCAGGCGGGGAGACCUGAACUUUCAGAGCUCGUUACGGGCCUGAUUGGGAAGGACUUUAUCCUCAGGAUUCCCGUUAAGGCCGAUGGAACCCACAGGGGAUUCUGCUUUGUUGAGACAAGGUCCCCAGAAACAGCGCAGAAACUCCUCGAGAAGCUCCAGUACGUCCACCUGUACGGAAGACACAUAGUCGCACAGCCUGCAGAGGUGUAA
Nematocida major is the source of this 1572-nucleotide messenger RNA. Its product is annotated as multiple RNA-binding domain-containing protein 1. Gene Ontology annotation, molecular function: mRNA binding. The transcript has a single exon. The record is from RefSeq and is a predicted model, not a curated record. Gene Ontology annotation, cellular component: cytoplasm; nucleus; ribonucleoprotein complex. Lineage: Eukaryota; Fungi; Microsporidia. The coding region runs from base 1 to 1572 and encodes 523 amino acids.